This is a messenger RNA of Oxyura jamaicensis (ruddy duck), 424 nucleotides long. RefSeq names its product S100 calcium binding protein A11 (gene S100A11). Gene Ontology annotation, biological process: regulation of cell population proliferation. The coding region runs from base 23 to 328 and encodes 101 amino acids. Gene Ontology annotation, molecular function: calcium-dependent protein binding; calcium ion binding. Gene Ontology annotation, cellular component: cytoplasm. The record is from RefSeq and is a predicted model, not a curated record. The transcript is spliced from 5 exons. Lineage: Eukaryota; Metazoa; Chordata; Aves; Anseriformes; Anatidae.
CACUGAGCCCUAAGAUUCAGCCAUGUCCAAGGUGUCCCCCACCGAGACCGAGCGCUGCAUCGAGUCCCUGCUGGCUGUCUUCCAGCGGUACGCAGGGCGCGAAGGGGACAACUUGAAGCUCUCCAAGAGGGAGUUCCUGGCUUUCAUGAACACCGAGCUGGCUUCCUUCACGAAGAAUCAGAGGGACCCAGCAGUCCUGGACAGGAUGAUGAAGAAGCUCGAUUUGAACAGUGAUGGGCAGCUGGACUUCCAGGAGUUCCUGAACCUCAUUGGAGGCAUCGCAGUGGCCUGCCACGACGCCUUGCUUGUUCAGGCCCCUAACCACUAAUCCCAGCAACUUUCAUCUGCCCCACCGCUACCAACACUCCUUGAACAAAACCCAUGCAAAACUGGAAGGAGCGCCUUGAAGACUGGGACAUUCCCA